GUAGUCGUGCGCAUUUUGUAUUUGAGUGUGACUGUGAAAAUGGAGUCCUCAUAGGCGAGUAAUAAGCAAGUUCGAAGUUACGCGUUAUUCGGUUCCCUAAUGAGUGUUGCUGAUUCGUGCGUACCGAUAGUCUGUGCGAUCGAUUACGCAGAAGCGUAAGACGAACCAGGCGCUGAUCUCGAUGGGUGGAGACUACCAGUCGGCAGCCUACACCUACGAGAACAUCGACACCCUCAUCCGAUACAUCAACGCAAAGCACCUGCACCUGCCCAAGGUGCACGCCUUCUACUCGACGCCUUCGUGCUACCUCCGCUCGCUACUGGAGGCAAACGAGGCCUGGACGGAACUGGACGAAGACUUGUUUCCCUACACCGACGGCAUACCGGGAAGCGGGCCCGUCCACUCUCCACAGCAGACGGCCUACUGGACGGGCUACUUCACCACCGAGCCAAACUUCAAACGGACAGUGCGACGAGCCAACGGGGUGCUACAAGCCUGCAAGCAGCUUGCCGUUUUGGGCUUCGUACACAGCAAGGACAUCCGGGUGUUCCAGGAGAACGUGGCCCUCGCUCAGAACAGCGAAGUGAUAGCGGGAAGCGAGAGGCCUGAAGUGCUCCUGCAGCACGAGGCGCUACUGAACAACGGCAUCGCUCGCUGUCAACGUGUCAUGGACGAGGCUCUUCGCACCGUCGUUUGGGAAGGGAACUCGGUCAGCCAGCUUCGCUUCUCGCACUGCCUCGAGGCCGAGGACGACUGCAAGCCGGUGGACUCGGACGAGGCAUGGCUGCUGGUCUACAACCCUCUCAGCUACCCGUACACCGCCCACAUACGGUUGCCGGCGAAGGAGGGAUACUCCUACGUCGUCGACGGCAAGGAUGCCCAGAUCUUGUCGGCCGAGGACAAAGUCGACGAGGUGGUGUUCUCGUCGCGGCUCGUGCCCCUCGGUGUCACGACGCACUACGUGCAGAGGUCGCGAGAGUCUCCGGGAACCGCCAGGAAGCCUGAAGCGUCCAGAGUCGAGAAGCCCAGCAAAAUGACCGUCAUCCGAAACAAGCGCUACCGCCUUCUGGUGGACUCCGCGACGGGCUUAGUGCGGGGCGUCAUGAUCAAGGGUGGACUGCAGGUGACGCUUCAGCACUUGUUCCUGUCCUACCACGCGUACCAGGGAAGCAGCCGCAAGGCUUCUGACAGUCGCGUUCUGAACCCCGUCAAUGACGACCCGUUCGAGCUGGGCAACAACAUCACGUACCACAUCACACGGGGGCCUGAGGUGCAGGAGCUGCACCAGCGCUACACUCCGUGGCUGGGCCUGGUGGUGCGCCUGUUCGAGAACGAGGAGGUGAUCGAGUUCGAGUGGACACUGGGGCCGGUGCCUCUGAGUGAUCACAAGGGCAAGGAGAUCGUGUGCAGGUUCUCUAGCAGCGUGCAGAGCGGCCAGCUCUUCUACACCGACACCAACGGACGUCGAAGCAUCGAAAGGAAGAGACUUGAAGGCAGUCCCGUGGCCUCCAACUUCUACCCGGCCACUUCGUGGGCAUUUCUAGCGAGCGAUGCGCAGAGCAUGCAGCUGACGGUGUUCCCCGACAGACCCCAAGGUGCCGCCAGCCUGUCAUCCGGCAACCUUGAAUUCCUCAUCCAGCGUCGGCUCCUUGGAGACCGUGGAGUGCCCGUGAGAGGGCGCCACUGGCUACACAUCGGCACGAUCGCCGAUUCGCAGGAGUACUUACGCAUCUUCGCCAAUCGCCUGGUGUGGACUCCUCAACUUUCGCUAGUCGACGCUCGGCAGCCGUACUUCACCAACCUUACCCAGAGAGAGUGGAGUGGUUUGCGCUCAGAACUACCGAAACACGUGCACGUGCUCACCCUGGAGCGCGUCUCUGGAGACCGACUGUUAGUGCGACUCGAGUACCAAGCGCCCGAGAUGCCCGAGUACGUCAACACGACACAGUUGCAUAUAUCGCGUCUGCUGAAGAACCAGGACAUCUACCACAUCCUAGAGACUUCGUUAGGAUCGACGCAGGACAAGACGGAAAUGGUGCGCUUUGUCUGGCGUCGUCACGACCGACCCGACCGACCGCUGCCAGCCGUCAGCCAAGAACAGCGCAUGCGCGUCUGGCUGAAACGCGGAUACCGACCGCGCUUCGAGGACACCGUGGUUCUCCACCCGGGCGAGAUUCGAACCUUCGUCGGGCGAGCCGAGAAAGUGCGACCACUGCCGGACAGUUAAAAGAAAAAAUUAUAUAAAGAAAAGGACGACACUGCGACACGUUUGCGAUAACAGUGGUUGUUCUAUACGGUGGGAUUAUUACCAAGAAGAGCAGCGUAAAGAAAAAAAGAACGGCCUGAGUACGAUUCUGCUGCAAGCUUACUGGAUUAACUGGUUUUCUGCGUGCAUAUGAUUUUCUCUGGAGAAUUCGGCUACAGAGAGACAAUUAACACGAAAUGACAUAUCACGUGACUAUGUUCUAUUGCCUACGAUAGCCGCAGUGCCUCUUGGAAGCAGGAUCUCGAUUUAAACCCGCAAAAAAAUAUUAGCGAAACCGUGCUGAAGGUUAAUGUCUAGACAAUGAAGCAAUAAGUGUACGAAGCCCUAACUCUGCUGCAAUAACAGAUACCGCAAUUCACCAAACUGCAUAAGCUAAAACUGUGUAAAAGCGAGCGAAAUAAAUUAUUUUUUACACGCUUCGCGUGACAACAUUCUUUUUCCAUCAGUUUUAGAAAACUGCUAUUCACAAAUUAUUCGUAUACGUCAGAGCUGUACACUGCCUGAAUACGAUCCGCUUCAGACGCUUUUCACAGGACAGUUUUAGAUUUGUGAUAUGUCCGCAUAUUUUGGAGUUACAUGACUUCAGACUUGUUUCAGUUUUACUGAAAUGUUGAAAAUUCUGGAGUUUAUUGUCUUAUAACUGCCCAGUGGCUUCUUUCCUUUCAGGCAGAAGCCGUAUAUGCCUCAUGAGGUGGAAAAUCUGGCAAGCGUCCGUUAACAUCCUAUGGCAAGAAAGCCCACGUGACUACGUCAUGACGUCAUGUUCCUGGCGCUGGAACAGCUCCAGCUCGUAUUGCGAAGUCCCACGGUGAACAGUCACGGCGUCGGAUCGACGCCGUGGUCCACACCCAAAAAAUUGACUCGACGCCGUGGUCCACACCC
Messenger RNA from Dermacentor silvarum, 3148 nucleotides. Its product is annotated as lysosomal alpha-mannosidase. The transcript has 13 exons. NCBI's taxonomy places the organism in Eukaryota, Metazoa, Arthropoda, Arachnida, Ixodida, Ixodidae. The record is from RefSeq and is a predicted model, not a curated record. Gene Ontology annotation, molecular function: alpha-mannosidase activity; carbohydrate binding. Gene Ontology annotation, biological process: mannose metabolic process. Gene Ontology annotation, cellular component: lysosome. The coding region runs from base 182 to 2227 and encodes 681 amino acids.